Megalopta genalis is the source of this 2596-nucleotide messenger RNA. Lineage: Eukaryota; Metazoa; Arthropoda; Insecta; Hymenoptera; Halictidae. The record is from RefSeq and is a predicted model, not a curated record.
AAACUUGUUCACUUGAUCGGAGGAUAUCAGAAACGUUCACCCUGUUCAUCGACGAGUGUAACCGUGAUGUGAUCUUUCUUCUCAUCGCAUGAUCGUUCGACUUCAUGUUGGUUCCUACUGGUUGUUUUCGUGUCGGAUUGAUUCCGAGGAAAAACGUGAGAGAAAAGUAACUUGUCACGCCGACGAACAUAAAAGAACUUAUAGAAAAAUGACGGGUGCAAGUAGCGCGGGCAGCGUGACCGGCGGUCUGUUACCAAGAUGGCAACUUGCCCUAGCCGUUGGUGCCCCGGUUGCUCUGGGUCUCGGCUAUAUGUAUUAUAGGAACAGUAACAAGCCCUCGUCCAAAUCGAACCGACGUAAACCGAGAGGCAGCUCGCAGAAAAAUGGCACGCCAGCCACCGACAAACAAAUCUCGAUUGACGCCGACUAUCCACCGAAAAGUACCAACGAGGCACCUGAGACACCAUUAGAAAGAGCUCGGAGAUUUAAGGUAGAAGGAAAUCAUUACUUUAAGAUAGGAAAAUAUGAUGAGGCAAUUGUCCAAUACAAUAAUGCAAUUCAAACAUGUCCAAAUGAGAAUACCGAAGAUCUUGCUACAUUUUACCAGAACAGGGCAGCAGCGUAUGAUCAACUGAAAAAAUACACUGCUGUAAAAGCAGAUUGUACAAAGGCCUUGGAAUUGAAACCAAGAUAUACAAAAGCCUUAUUCCGUAGAGCAAGGGUAAUGGAACGCUACAAUGAUUUAGAAGCAGCUCUAGAAGAUGUCACAGCUACCUGUAUCUUAGAAAAUUUUUCCAAUCAAAUGACAUUGGACAUGGCAAACAGGGUUUUAAAACAAUUAGGUAAACAACAUGUUAUGGAGCAUAUGGCAAACAAAAAAUAUGUUAUGCCUAGCAAACGGAUAAUACAAAAUUAUAUGAACUAUUAUCAUAGUGAUCCUGUUUUUACAUUGCUCAAAAAUAGUGACAAUAGUGAUUUAUCACUGGGUUUUGCAAAGAUUUUGGAACAUAUGAAAAAUGAGCAAUAUGAUGAUAUAAUACCACUAUGUACUGAAGCACUCGAAAAUAGUGAAUCAGAUAUAUUACCACACAAAACAGAAGUGUUACUUUUAAGGGCCACAUUUUAUCUGUUGCUAUUACGAUUCGAAAGCGCCAGAGAAGAUUUUGUUGCUAUUAUAGAAGACGAGAACGUUCCAAAAAAUAUAAAAGUGAAUGCCUUAGUAAAACGAGCUACUUUGUACAUGCAUUUAGAAGAUCUAGACAAAUGUUUUGAGGAUUUUGAAUCAGCCAUAAAACUUGAUCCUGACUAUGGUGAUAUUUAUUUGCAUAAAGCACAGGCAAAUUUAAUUAUGGAAAAUAUAGUUGAAGCUAAAGAAGACUACGAGAAAGUUGUGGGGCUCUAUCCCGAUUUUCCAAUAGCAUUUGUGCAUAAAUGUAUUGUGGACUAUCACUACGGUAUACUUACCAGAGAUGGAGAAAUGUCAGAAGAAGCCUUAAAAACUUUCGAGAUUGCUAUCGAAAAAUUCCCAGAUUUUGCCGAAUGUUAUUUCUUAUACGCUCAGUUAUUGUCAGAAAUGCAAAACUAUCAAAAAGCAGAUUUAUAUUUAGAUAAAGCACUCGAGAAAGAUCCAGACAAUGCUUCAGCGUAUGUACGAAAAGGUUUGUUACAAUUAAAGUGGAAUGGAGAUGUUAGUAAGGCCAUUGAAUAUAUUAAACAAGCAUUGGAAUUAGAUAAUAAAUGUGAACUUGCGUAUGAGACUCUAGCAACGAUUGAAGCUCAAAGAGGAAAUCUGGAAACAUCACUCAAAUUAAUCGAUGAAGCUGUGGAACUGGCUCGUACAACCAAAGAGCUCACAAACAUUUUCAAUCUACGAGAUUCCGUGAAAACGCAACUCGCGCUAAAAGAUAAACUAGGCUUAGAUCUAAUAAUGAAUACACUGUUAAACGUUUCAUAAGCUUUCACAGUGUCGUUAGUAUUGAAUCUGAAAACUCUAAAUAAGUGAAAAUAUACAUGGUGACCAGACCUAAAGAUUAAAACUUUACCAUGUAUGAUAAGAGCCACAAAUGUAAUUUUAUGAAAAAUUGGAAAGACAUGUUGUAAUGUUAUAGAAAUUGUUCUCACAGUUACAGACAUACGAGUAUGUAUUUAUCGCUUAAUUGAUACAUCAUAUUACCUCUUCUGGAGGAGGCAAUUGUGGCACACAUUACCGACUGAUUAUUGCCGUUAAUCAAGCAUUUCAAUAAUUUCCGUAGGUAAAUUCGUUUCAAUCCAAUUCCAAAAUAUUCCAUUUUACGUAAUCUUUUUUGUUAUUGCUCGCAAAUAUCACAAUUGUAAAAUUUCUGUGUACAUUAUCCGUUAUUUGUCUGUGUUGUGAACUCACGUGUUAAAUACAUUUAAAUAAUAUAAGUAUGCUUACAAUUCUUUGCAAUAUUUAGGAACGUAUGCACAUUAUGUAAGUUUUAUGCGUAUAUAACGCUAAUACCAAGAGAAAGAGUUUUUAAAACAACUUCAGUAAUUUACUUAUAAUUUGUAAUAGUUUAUUGAUAAUUGUAACUGUGAGUCUGAUAUUGUAUUUUAUAAAACUAUGUAAAGUUCA